Daktulosphaira vitifoliae (grape phylloxera) is the source of this 2542-nucleotide messenger RNA. RefSeq names its product optomotor-blind protein-like. Gene Ontology annotation, biological process: regulation of transcription by RNA polymerase II; cell fate specification; positive regulation of DNA-templated transcription. Lineage: Eukaryota; Metazoa; Arthropoda; Insecta; Hemiptera; Phylloxeridae. Gene Ontology annotation, cellular component: nucleus. The coding region runs from base 428 to 2503 and encodes 691 amino acids. The record is from RefSeq and is a predicted model, not a curated record. The transcript has 9 exons. Gene Ontology annotation, molecular function: RNA polymerase II cis-regulatory region sequence-specific DNA binding; DNA-binding transcription factor activity, RNA polymerase II-specific.
AACCGUUGACGCUUGCCGAUUGGCUGGGACGGUCUCGACCAAUCCGGACGCGACUCUCAUUAACACUCGGGCCGGGGCGUCGGUGUUGUCACAUCGCCGCCACCGCCACACAGUCAGUCGGCACCGAGCGCGCACGUCGUGGUGUAGUCGUACACGAGUUUAGUAUUAUUUUAGAACAUUAACAUAUAGCGAUCCCCCUCGUAACGGCAAAUUAACUAAAAUAUUAUUUCUUCACUGGCCACUAAAGUUCGAUUUGUGUUCAUCUUUAAAGAAAGUAUAUUCGAUCGUGUUGUGCGCCUUUGAACGUCGUUCCGCGUUUACCGGUGAACAACUUUUACUGUCAUCAUUGUCUGUGAAUGCUCGAGCAGAAGUCUGGUCCACCGUAGUGGCCGGGGCAAACGGUAGCGGCGCAGACGGCGUGGCUGUUAUGCGGUUCGAGCAAGCGGACCUCAGGUGCCGGUCACCCCGUGGGGCGCCGGACACCCCACAAACCGCGGCCGCCAUGACCGGCGGACAGCGUUCGCCGGACACCUCGUUCACGGCCCGGGCGGCAUCGACAGACUUUUCGGUAAGUUCGUUGUUGACCAACAAUAAUAACAGUCCUGUGAUCAAUGGACAACCGUCAGCGUACCCGCCACCACCUCCACCACCACCUGGACUUUCGGCUGCGGCCGCUGCAGCGUACAUGGGCGCCUGUUAUCCGGGUACCAUGAUACCAAUGCCUAAAAUGCAUCACCAUGGAUCCCAUCAUCCUGUCGCUGGCGGAUACCCAACCGAAGAAAUGCUAGCAUUAGCCGCGGCAGUCGCUCACGGAGUCCACCAUCCUCAUCCAGCGGCCGCUCUUCCUAGAUCCGUCAGGCCGGAUGACGACGGCGUGGUUGACGAUCCUAAAGUCACAUUAGAGGGAAAAGAUCUCUGGGAAAAGUUCCAUAAAUUGGGAACCGAAAUGGUCAUCACUAAGUCUGGCAGACGGAUGUUCCCCGCUUACAAAGUCCGAGUUAUGGGACUUGACAAAAAGGCCAAGUACAUUCUACUAAUGGACAUCGUAGCCGCCGAUGACUGUCGCUAUAAGUUCCACAACAGGUACAAAAAUCGAUGGAUGGUAGCUGGUAAAGCUGACCCCGAAAUGCCCAAACGAAUGUACAUUCACCCCGAUUCUCCGUCGACUGGCGAACAGUGGAUGCAAAAGGUCGUUUCGUUUCACAAGUUAAAGCUCACCAACAACAUAUCUGACAAACACGGAUUUGGCCUAAAUCAGUUUUCACUACAGACCAUAAACAGGCCUUACGAUCGUUUCCACAGAUUUCCAGAGACGAUACUGAACUCGAUGCACAAAUACCAGCCACGUUUCCAUCUAGUCAGAGCCAACGACAUCAUCAAGUUGCCGUACUCAACUUUCCGUACUUAUGUGUUCAAGGAGACCGAGUUCAUAGCCGUUACCGCUUACCAAAACGAAAAGAUUACACAGCUGAAAAUCGACAACAAUCCAUUCGCUAAAGGUUUUCGAGACACCGGUGCUGGAAAGAGAGAGAAAAAACAAGCAAUGCUAGCGGCUCAGAGACAUGGCAGUCAAGCGUCGCAAAUGGGCAAUGACGAAAAACACCACAUUCAGACUGGUUCGGAUCACGAAGAUGACAAACCACUGGACGUCGUCGGAGGAGAUCCGGACUCGCCACUUUCUUCGCAUCAUAAUAAUCACCAUCAACUACACCAACCGGGUUCUUGGUUCUCGGGUCUAGCUGACGGUAGCUUGCUUCUUGAAGACGCUAUGAGAAGGCGACUGGCAGGCCAUCCCGCUCUUCACCACGCGGCUUUCCUUCAACAUCAUCAACAAGCUGCUCAUCAUGAAAUCGAUAGUGAACAAGAAAGUAGUUGUUCCGAAUCUGGUCGAGAACGAAUGAACUCUCCAUCGGAAAAAGAUUCGGCUGGACCGUCUGGACCUGCACACAGCCCUAGUGACUAUCCUUCGCCUAACGUGUCAUUUGGACCCCCUAUUCCACCGUCCCCUCACCUACUGCCGUACCUCUACCCCGGCAUGUAUCCGGGUGCUACCGGACUGGGUGGCCCCCUAUGCCCGUCCGCCCUCAGUCCCACUACCAAUCUGCUGUUCAACGCACAAUUGGCCCUGGCCGCCCACCAUCCCGGAUCGCUAUUCACCCAGGCGUAUUUGCAGGGUGCUGCCGGCUCACAUCCGUUCAAAAUGACCGGCGGCUUGUCCAAUCUAAGUCGGUUUCAUCCGUACCACUUGGGAUUGCACCACAACCCAUCGUCGGUCGGUUCAGCUUUCGAGACCGUCACGCCGGGCCGUUGCUCGUCUGCCGGCAGCACUCCGCCACCCGCACCACUUGAUCUACAGUCGCCUACUAACGGCCGACAUAAGUCGCCGACACCCGAACGUAAACCCCAAACCGGAAAUCCCACACCCUCGAGCGAUCUUAAGUCUAUAGAAAAAAUGGUCAACGGAUUAGACUCAUCCGAAGAACAGCCAACAGCGGUUAAGUAAAAAAUCGAUUUAAUAAUAUAAUUAUUAUGUAAUCUUAUA